GGCACAGGGCCCCGCCGCUGCCUCCUCCUUACCCUCCCGCCCCCCCCGCCGCUCCCCGCCAUGGUGGCCACCGAGGGGCUGCGGGAGAUGGAGGGCAGCGCGCUGCGGCGCCUGGUGUGCCGCGACGAAGCCGGCGGUGGCGGCCGGUGCCUGGUCCUGGACUGCCGCCCGUUCCUGGCGCACAGCGCCGGGCACAUCCGCGGCGCGCUUAACGUCCGCUGCAACACGAUCGUCCGGCGGCGGGCGAAGGGCUCGGUCAGCCUGGAGCAGAUCCUGCCGGCCGAGGGCGACGUGCGCUCGCGGCUGCGCGCGGGGCUCUACGCCGCCGUCGUCGUCUACGACGAGCGCAGCCCGCGCGCCGAGGCCCUGCGCGACGACAGCACCGUGGCGCUGGUGGUGCGCGCGCUCCGCCGCGACACGGCGCGCGCCGACAUCCGCCUCCUGGCAGGUACCCCCGGGGCACGGGAACGGCGGCGGGGGCGGGGCUGCCGGUGCGACCCCCCACGCGCCCCGCGGGGCCGGCCUUGGAUAACACUUUCUGCCUCUCUUGCAGGGGGUUAUGAGCGUUUCUCCUCGGAGUACCCCGAAUUCUGCACAAAAACCAAGUCCCUGAGCAACAUGUCACCCCCCACCAGUGCCGAGCCCCUGGAUUUGGGCUGCAGUUCCUGUGGGACCCCGCUUCAUGACCAGGGUGGCCCAGUGGAAAUCCUCCCCUUCCUCUACCUUGGCAGUGCCUACCACGCUGCCCGGCGGGACAUGCUGGAUGCGCUGGGCAUCACAGCCCUGCUGAACGUCUCCUCAGACUGCCCCAACCACUUUGAGGAGCACUACCAGUACAAGUGUAUCCCUGUGGAGGAUAACCACAAAGCCGAUAUCAGCUCCUGGUUCAUGGAGGCAAUCGAGUACAUUGACUCGGUGAAGGAGUGUUGCGGCCGGGUCCUGGUCCACUGCCAGGCUGGUAUCUCCCGCUCGGCCACCAUCUGCUUGGCUUACCUGAUGAUGAAGAAGCGUGUCAAGCUAGAGGAGGCCUUUGAGUUCGUCAAGCAGCGUCGGAGCAUCAUCUCCCCCAACUUCAGCUUCAUGGGGCAGCUGCUGCAGUUCGAGUCGCAGGUGUUGACCACCUCAUGCGCAGUGGAAGCCGUCAGCCCCUCAGGGACACUGCGGGAGCGGGGCAAGGCCACCUCCACCCCCACCUCCCAGUUUGUCUUCAGCUUCCCCGUCUCUGUCGGUGUCCAUGCCACCCCCAGCAGCCUCCCAUACCUGCACAGCCCCAUCACCACGUCGCCCAGCUGUUAGCUCGGGAGCUGAGGCCAGCCAGGCAGAGCAUGCCAGGUGGGGAGGGGGCGGGUGGGCACAGAGCCCCCGAUGUUAAGCAAUAGUGCCGGACACUGCCGUUCACCCCGGACUCAAAUGUCUUUCGUAGGGAAAUUUCUUACCUCAUCUUGGGUUUUUUCUUUUUAUGUUCCGAAAGCACGAAAGUUGCAAAAGCCAGAACCCCUGACAUUGUCCAGGCUCUUUAGGGGAGGGAGAAAUUAUUAUACUGGGUUUCCUCAAGUGCCUGGUCUUCAUCUCUCUUCACCCGUUUUAUUGUCUUGGUUUUUUAGAAAACGGAUACACUUGCCCUUCUGCCCUGUAGUUCUGACCCUGGCUCAUCUGGGUUGGAAAGGGAGCGUGCCCUCUUUUUAUUGUGCAGCAACUGUCCCCCUUGCACAGAUCACGAUGGGUGUGUGUGGUGGGUGCUGCUGACCUGAGCCAGUCAAGCUGGGUGCGGAGCAGAGCUGUGGGCAGGGCCUUGGGGCGAGGUGGGGGGGGGGGUGGCACAGGGCUGCCUGCAGCUGCCCUCACCCCUGCCAGCAAAUGGGCAGGCCAGGCCCCAGCUUUUUGGUCCAAGCCUAGAACAUGCCCCAUCUUCAGCCUGCCCGUAAACUUAUUUCCUACCUUGCCCCUCUUCUUCCCUCACCUCUCCCCCACCCCACCCCAUCCAAUCCAACACACAAGAUGCUUGUGUGGCUG
Colius striatus (speckled mousebird) is the source of this 2013-nucleotide messenger RNA. RefSeq names its product dual specificity phosphatase 4 (gene DUSP4). Gene Ontology annotation, biological process: endoderm formation; protein dephosphorylation; negative regulation of MAPK cascade. The transcript has 6 exons. Gene Ontology annotation, cellular component: nucleus; cytoplasm. NCBI's taxonomy places the organism in Eukaryota, Metazoa, Chordata, Aves, Coliiformes, Coliidae. The record is from RefSeq and is a predicted model, not a curated record. Gene Ontology annotation, molecular function: MAP kinase tyrosine/serine/threonine phosphatase activity; protein tyrosine/threonine phosphatase activity. Bases 61 to 1296 code for a protein of 411 amino acids.